Knipowitschia caucasica is the source of this 1806-nucleotide messenger RNA. Lineage: Eukaryota; Metazoa; Chordata; Actinopteri; Gobiiformes; Gobiidae. The record is from the annotation of a GenBank genome assembly.
AUGAGUGAGAGGAGGCGUUCGGCCGCAGCUCUGAGCUCGAGAGCGCACGCGUUUUCCGUGGAGUCCCUGAUCGGAUCCAACAAGAAGAGGAAGCUCCGGGGCUGGGAGGAGAAGGAGCUGGAGCUGUCCAUGGAGAGCCUCGGGGAUGACGGGGACGAGCCUCACUGCGGCCUGGACAUGGACCCAGACUCAGAGGCCAGUCCGGGCUCAGACGGAGAGGGUCUGGCCGAGAGGACGUCUUGUUCUUUCGGGUCUCCUGCGGAGCUGGGCCCCGGGGCCUGCGACUCUCCUCCGGCCUCCAUGGAUGAGAUCCAGGUGGAGCUGCAGUGCGCGGACCUCUGGAAGCGCUUCCACGACAUUGGCACCGAGAUGAUCAUCACUAAAGCCGGAAGGAGGAUGUUUCCUGCGAUGAGAGUGAAGCUCUCCGGCCUCGACCCACAUCAGCAGUACUACAUCGCUAUGGACAUAGUUCCAGUGGACAACAAGAGAUACAGAUACGUUUACCACAGCUCCAAGUGGAUGGUGGCUGGGAACGCGGACUCGCCGGUGCCCCCUAGAGUCUACAUCCACCCGGACUCCCUGGCCUCGGGCGACACCUGGAUGAGACAAGUGGUCAGCUUUGACAAACUCAAACUCACCAACAACGAGCUGGACGACCAGGGCCACAUCAUCCUCCACUCCAUGCACAAGUACCAGCCGCGAGUCCACGUGAUCCGGAAGGACUUCAGCAGUGACCUGUCUCCGAACAAACCCGUCCCGACCGGGGAGGGGGUCAAGAGCUUCAGCUUCCCCGAGACGGUCUUCACCACGGUCACGGCCUACCAGAACCAGCAGAUCACGAGACUAAAGAUCGACCGUAACCCGUUUGCCAAAGGAUUCAGAGAUUCUGGAAGAAACAGGACCGGGUUAGAGGCCAUCAUGGAGACCUACGCCUUCUGGAGACCCCCAGUCCGGACCCUCACCUUUGAGGACUUCACCAACAUGCAGAAACAACAAGGAGGCAGCACCGGCACCUCUCCCACCGCGUCCAGCACCGGGACCCCAUCUCCCUCGGGGGCUGCCCACCUGUUGUCCCCGUCCUGCUCUCCUCCAGCGUUCCACCUCGGCCACAACUCCUUCAACGUGGGCUGCAGGGAGAGCCAGCUGUGCAACCUGGGCCUGACGGAGUACCCAGCAUGUGCACGCAGUAACAUGGCCGCUCUGCAGGGCUACGGAGGGCUGGCUGACACUUCUUAUGGACGCCUCCAGGCUGCAGGGGGCGCUGUGGCCUCUGCCCAGCCCUCUGACUCCUUCCUGCCCCAGAGGACUUCCUCUCUGAUCGGGAUGCAGGGCAGCUCCCACAGCUCUCUGCCUGGGGCCAGUGGUGGCGGAGGAGGUGGGGGUAAGAUGGAUGCUUACAGCGGUCAGUUCUCUCAGCUGCAGUACGUGAUGCAGACAGGAGGGGGCUCCAGCGCAGCCUCUUCUUCCUCCUCAGGCUCCUCCUCUUCCUCACACAUGUUCAGUGGAGGCCACCACCAUGUCCAGCAGGGCUCCUAUAAUGCCUUUUCUCUGCACAACCCGUACAAUCUGUAUGGAUACAACUUCCCCAGCUCCCCACGCCUCGCCGCCAGCCCAGAGAAGCCCCAGGGGGCGCUGUUGUGCUCUUCCUCUCCAGCAGGGGCCUUCGCCGAGCGCCAGUACUUGUCCAACGGCAGCAUGGACUCCAUGCACAUGAUCGGGAACCCGUCCGCGGGACAACAAGGCAGCGGCUCCUGCGACGGCCGUCAGUACGGCUCCUCCUCCCAAAUGUCCAUGCACAUGGUCUAA